AUGGCAAUGUCUCUCAUCCAAGCGUGCCGCAGCCUGGCUCUCUCAACAUGGCUGCUUUCCUUUUGUUUCGUGCAUCUGCUCUGCCUGGACUUCACCGUGGCCGAGAAGGAAGAAUGGUACACCGCCUUCGUGAACAUCACCUACGCCGAGCCCGCGCCGGACCCCGGGGCCGGGGCGGCGGGCGGCGGCGGCGGCGGCGGCGGCGGCGGCGGCACCACCGCCGCGCUGCACACCGAGAAGACCGAGUGCGGGCGCUACGGGGAGCACUCGCCCAAGCAGGACGCCCGCGGGGAGGUGGUCAUGGCCAGCUCGGCCCACGACCGCCUGGCCUGCGACCCCAACACCAAGUUUGCCGCCCCGGCGCACGGCAAGAACUGGAUAGCCCUCAUCCCCAAGGGCAACUGCACGUACAGGGAUAAGAUCCGGAACGCGUUCCUGCAGAACGCCUCCGCCGUGGUCAUCUUCAACGUGGGCUCCAACACCAACGAGACCAUCACCAUGUCCCACGCAGGUGUAGAAGACAUCGUGGCAAUAAUGAUUCCUGAACCCAAAGGGAAGGAGAUAGUAAGCCUGCUGGAGAGAAACAUCACCGUGACGAUGUACAUCACCAUCGGAACCCGGAACUUGCAGAAAUACGUGAGCCGCACGUCGGUUGUGUUUGUCUCCAUCUCCUUCAUCGUCUUGAUGAUCAUUUCCCUCGCCUGGCUGGUCUUCUAUUAUAUCCAGAGGUUUCGAUAUGCAAAUGCCAGAGACAGGAACCAGCGCCGACUGGGAGAUGCAGCAAAGAAAGCAAUCAGCAAGCUCCAGGUCAGGACCAUCAAGAAGGGUGACAAGGAAACCGAGCCUGAUUUUGACAACUGUGCAGUUUGUAUUGAAGGGUACAAGCCCAACGAUGUGGUCCGGAUCUUGCCCUGCCGGCAUCUUUUCCACAAAUCCUGUGUUGACCCCUGGCUCCUAGACCAUCGCACCUGUCCCAUGUGCAAGAUGAACAUUCUUAAAGCCCUAGGGAUCCCGCCCAAUGCCGACUGCAUGGACGACUUGCCCACUGACUUCGAGGGAUCUCUGGGAGGUCCGUCAACCAACCAGAUCACCGGCGCAAGCGACACAACCGUAAAUGAAAGCUCAGUCACUUUGGACCCUGCUGUCCGGACCGUGGGAGCCUUGCAGGUGGUCCAGGAUACAGAUCCCACCCCGCAGGAGGGAGAAAUCAUCUUCACCACCAACAGUGAGCAGGAACCAGCUAUAAGCAGUGAUUCUGACAUCUCGCUGAUCAUGGCAAUGGAGGUUGGACUGUCUGAUGUAGAACUUUCCACCGACCAAGACUGCGAAGAGGUGAAAUCUUGA
Messenger RNA from Lipotes vexillifer (Yangtze River dolphin), 1344 nucleotides. It is a transcript of the gene RNF150, whose product is annotated as ring finger protein 150. The record is from RefSeq and is a predicted model, not a curated record. The transcript has 7 exons. NCBI's taxonomy places the organism in Eukaryota, Metazoa, Chordata, Mammalia, Artiodactyla, Lipotidae. Bases 1 to 1344 code for a protein of 447 amino acids.